Molecule: messenger RNA, 765 nt
Organism: Peromyscus eremicus (cactus mouse)
Lineage: Eukaryota; Metazoa; Chordata; Mammalia; Rodentia; Cricetidae
Gene: Ube2c
Product: ubiquitin conjugating enzyme E2 C
Exons: 6
Coding region: 101-640 (179 amino acids)
Source: RefSeq, a predicted model, not a curated record
UCGCUGCGGGAGGGUUGCGAUUCAAACGCGGGCGGCGGCCCGCAGCCCCGCAGUUUGCCCUUUCGUCUUCACACUCCUGCUCAGGUCCUAGCGUCUCGGGAUGGCCUCGCAGAACCGCGACCCAGCUGCCGCCAGCGUCGCCGCCGUUCGCAAGGGAGCCGAGCCCAGCGGGGGCGCCGCCCGGGGCCCUGUGGGCAAGAGGCUACAGCAGGAGCUGAUGACCCUCAUGAUGUCUGGUGACAAAGGGAUUUCCGCCUUCCCUGAAUCAGACAACCUGUUCAAAUGGGUAGGGACCAUCCAUGGAGCAGCCGGUACAGUAUAUGAAGACCUGAGGUAUAAGCUCUCACUCGAGUUCCCCAGUGGAUACCCGUACAACGCACCCACGGUCAAGUUCCUCACGCCCUGCUACCACCCCAACGUAGACACCCAGGGUAACAUCUGCCUGGACAUCCUCAAGGACAAGUGGUCCGCACUCUACGACGUCAGAACCAUCUUGCUCUCUAUCCAGAGCCUGCUAGGAGAACCCAACAUCGAUAGCCCUUUGAACACACAUGCUGCUGAGCUCUGGAAAAACCCCACAGCAUUUAAGAAGUACCUGCAAGAAACGUAUUCAAAGCAGGUCACCAGUCAAGAGCCCUGACGCAAGAUGUCCAGCUUCUCUUGUGUGUUGUCUUUUUCCUUAGGUGGUCUGUCCUUUCCUUGAUUUCUGAGCUGUGCUGUUAUUUUUGUUUUAUUGUGUUUUUUUUUUUUUUUAAAUUAAGUCUG